Panthera uncia (snow leopard) is the source of this 1204-nucleotide messenger RNA. Its product is annotated as inactive dipeptidyl peptidase 10-like. The transcript has 3 exons. Bases 175 to 495 code for a protein of 106 amino acids. The record is from RefSeq and is a predicted model, not a curated record. Lineage: Eukaryota; Metazoa; Chordata; Mammalia; Carnivora; Felidae.
GGUGCCGCUCGUCUUCCCCUCCCCGUCACUCCCCUCCCCCCACCCCGUCGCUGCCGCUUUCCCUCUGCCAAUUCGGAGAGCGCCGGGCUCCUGUGACAUGCGACCGCUGCCAAGUGACGGUCCCCGAGUCUGAAGUGCCCGCGAGGAAGUGAGCGUCAAGGCGGGCCGCCGGCGAUGACAGCCAUGAAGCAGGAGCAGCAGCCCACCCCGGGGGCCAGGGCGAGCCAGGCGCAGCCGGCGGACCAGGAACUGGGAAGUAACAGCCCUCCACAGAGAAACUGGAAGGGAAUUGCUAUUGCCCUGCUGGUGAUUUUAGUUGUAUGCUCACUCAUCACUAUGUCAGUCAUCCUCUUAACCCCAGAUGAACUCACAAAUUCAUCAGAAACCAGAUUGUCUUUAGAAGACCUCUUUAGGAAAGAUUUUGUGCUUCAUGACCCAGAAGCUCGGUGGAUCAAUGGUAUGUGCACACAUCUGUAUGUGCUGUAUUUAUUUUGAGUUCCGUGUAACUAAAAUGAAAUAAUUAUAUUUGGUAGCUAAUAUUUUAAUUAACAUUAUGCUUCAGCAAUUAUAUAUACCAAUGUACCAUUUAAUCAGAAAUUAAUACCUUGGCUCAUAUGAGAGAAAGCCAGUUCCUAAGAUAGGUCAUCAUUCAAAUUAUUCUCAAGUAUUAGAUUGUUCUAUAUCUGCAGUGCCUCAUGAUUGCUAGUUAUGUGACUUUAAGCAUGUGCUAAAUCUUAACAUUUCUCUGGAUAAUGCUUUUUGGUGUAGAAAUCUAUACUUGUAGAAGUAUAGAUUUUGGGAGGCUGCGUAUGUAAAUGCUUCAAAUUUGGCAAUCAGAUUAGUUUUCUUUUCUCUGUGUGGCUUUUCUUUUUAACUUUAAGUGCUACAAACUAGGGAGAAUCUUUGCAAAGUUGAAAUACUUACAUAUGACAUGGAGAUAUAUCGCACUUUCUUUUUCUGGCUUGGUAAAAAAAAAGCCCCAAAAGACAAAAACAAAACAGAACAAAAAAAGCAUCUCAGUUCUUCUUAGGUUAGUUCUGAUUUUAUUAUUGUCAAAAGUUUUAAAAAAGCUUUUAGAUUUAAAAAGGAACAAUGAAAAAUAAAAACCACUGAAUGGCUCUAUGGACUUUGGUUUUUCUUAAUGAAAGGUAAUAGGGGUAAUUAUUGGAUAAGAAAUGUGUUGGUAAAAAGGAAGUCAUGUGUC